AUGGAAGUUGGAGAAUAUUGGAGGGACCAUUUUUCUAAUUUUGCGAAUCAGCUCAUAUUCAUUAGUUCGCCGGAGGUCGGAAAACGAAUCCCGGUACGGAUAUUGGACGAGAUCCACAACGCAGCCAUGGUUUUUGCGGCGAAGAUCAAAUCCAUCGAUUUUUUCAGGAAAAUUCCAAGCGAUUUGACAGAGGCAUCACUUUCAGGUGCUGGGAUAUCCAUUAUGGCAGCUUUCUCUAUGAUGUUUCUAUUUGGAAUGGAGCUACAGAAUUAUUUGACCAUGAGUACUACAACUUCUGUCAUAGUUGACCAAAGUUCUGACUCGGAGUUCUUACUCAUUGGUUUUAAUAUGAGUUUUCCCGCUUUAUCAUGUGAGUUUGCGUCUCUGGAUGUGAGUGAUGUAUUGGGAACGAACAGGUUGAAUGUAAGUAAAACAAUACGAAAGUAUUCCAUCAAUAAGCAUCUGCAAACCAAAGGCCCUGAAUUUGACUCCACACCAGUUUCUACUGUAAUUAAGCAUGAUGAUAAGGUCCACCAGGAAUACAGUGAAGGAUCCGUGACACUAAAUUCAAAUAAUUUUGAUAAAAUUACUCAUCAGCAUGCGAUUUUGGCUGUAAAUUUCUUUGCUCCCUGGUGCUAUUGGAGUAGUCGUCUGACACCCUCGUGGGAGAAAGCAGCUGAUAUUAUAAGGGAAAGACAUAAUCCAGAAACAGAUGGGCGUAUCAUCCUGGGAAAGGUGGACUGCACUAAAGAAUCUCAGCUUUGUAGAAGCCAUCACAUACAAGGUUAUCCAUCUAUUCGCAUCUUCCGUAAGGGAAGUGAUACUCGGGAUCCGAAAGGACACCACAAUCAUGAAUCAUAUUAUGGAGACAGGGAUACAGAUAGCUUGGUAAAGGCAAUGGAAAACCUGAUUGAACCUAUUGAAUUGGAGUCCAAAAAAUAUGCCAAGGUUACUGUUGAAGCAAAAAGACCAGCACCACAAGCAGCAGGAUGUAGGAUUGAAGGAUUUGUACGAGUUAAAAAGGUUCCGGGAAAUAUUAUAAUAUCAGCCCGAUCAGAAUCCCACUCAUUUGAUGCUUCCCAAAUGAACAUGUCACACGUGAUUUCUAGUUUUACUUUCGGUAAAAAGGUGACUCCAAAAAUGAUGAGUGAUCUUAAGCGACUUCGACCUUACAUUGAAAACCAUGACAAGUUGGCUGGCAACUCAUACAUCAACACAGGCGACAAGGCAAAUGUUACGAUAGAGCACUAUCUUCAAGUUGUCAAGACUGAGAUGAUGAGUUCAUCUCAUCAGUUGAUCGAGGAUUACGAGUACACUGCUCAUAGUAGUUUGGUUCAUGCGCUUACAAUCCCUGUUGCAAAGUUCCAUUUUGAACCCUCACCUAUGCAGAUCUUAAUAACAGAAGUUCCGAAAUCGUUUCCUCAUUUCAUUACCAACCUCUGUGCAAUUAUCGGCGGCAUUUUCACGGUUGCUGGGAUAUUGGAUUCGCUUUUGCACAACACAAUGAGAUUGGUGAAAAAAAUUGAACUGGGGAAAGACUUUUAGCCUUGAUACAACUCAUUCUCUUGACUUUGGAGGCUUUUCGUUUCUUCAUAUCUGUUUUAUCGGGUCAUCUUACUUACUUAAGAAGUAUUUUUUGCGGGUAGAUACAUAAAACUUGUAUUUGUCAAGAGAGAAUAUUGAAGGUGGUGAAAAUUUAUUUAAAUAAAUGAGAAGUUAAGUCUUUUGAAAUUGACGACACAUUGGAGAAAUAGGACCAAAUAAACAAGGGCAAAUUUGUAAAAGGACAUUACUUGAUAGGGA
Molecule: messenger RNA, 1803 nt
Organism: Lactuca saligna
Lineage: Eukaryota; Viridiplantae; Streptophyta; Magnoliopsida; Asterales; Asteraceae
Source: the annotation of a GenBank genome assembly